AUGGGCCACGGUGAGCGCGAGGCGCCGGCACAGGAGCGGACCAAUCAUGUUACGUUCGUCGACGGAGACGGCGGCUCGGAAGAUGGCGACGAGGACGGCAAGCCCGUCGAGGUGACGUUUGAGCCGGGCAAUUCCCACCGCCGCAAGAGCUCGCUUGUCUCGUCAGAGGCCGCCACGUUGCGCAUCCAGCGCUCCUCCCGCCGCGACCAGUGCAUCGUCCACCAGUUCCUCGAGUCCCGGGCCAAGGGCGCCGCUGGCAAUGGAAGCGGCCCUGCAUCCCGCGCCCACUCGUCCAACCCAAGCCCGACCCGCGAUCACGGCGUCGAAAACACAGGCGACCGCCGCGCCGCCGACCCCCUGGUCGAGUCCAACGGCCAGGAGAGCCAGCCGCACCGGUGUCGCGCCUUGCUCGAUCCGGCCAGCCUGGACGCGGCGCGUGUCGGACAGGCAGACCAGCAGGCGUGGACGCGCGAGAUGACGGGCAACAUGUCGGACUCGGACCUCGCCCAGCAGUACGACGUGGUCCACAGCCGCAUGUUGACCAAGAAGCAGCUGAGCGACAUGGCCUGGGGCGUGCGCGAGCUGAGCAGGCGGCUGAGCAGCAUGCGCAUCCGCAUCCGCGUCAAGACCAUCUUCAUCCUCACAAAGGUCUACGACCAAGACCUGAUCGUCGUGACGAGGGAGCUGACGCGCUGGCUCCUCGACAAGGGCCGCCCGGUCCCGUUUGUCGUCUACGUGCAGGACAAGCUGCGCACCAACAAGAAGUUUGACGGGGCCGACGUCGAGACGACCCGCCACGCCCUCGAGCGCCGGCUGCGGUACUGGGACGAGGACAUGUGCCGGUCGCGGCCGCACACGUUCGACUUUGUCAUCACGCUCGGGGGCGACGGCACCGUCCUCUACGCCAGCUGGCUCUUCCAGCGCAUUGUGCCCCCCGUCCUGAGCUUUGCCCUCGGCAGCCUCGGCUUCCUGACCAAGUUUGACUUUGACGACUUUGUGCCGACGCUCAACGCGGCCUUUGACAGGGGCGUCACGGUCAGCCUGCGGCUGCGCUUCGAGAGCACCGUCAUGAGGAGCAUCCGGCGCAAAGGCUCCGACGACGGCAAGGGGUCCGAGGAGGACGAGGACGAGGCGCACGGCAAGAGGGACCUGGUGGAGGAGCUGAUUGGCGAGGAGCGAGAGGACGCGCACACCCACCGGCCGGACGGGGCGUACGAGAUUCUCAACGAGGUGGUGGUGGAUCGCGGGCCGAAUCCGACCAUGUCGUACACGGAAGUGUUUGGCGACGACGAGCACUUCACGUCGGUGCUGGCCGACGGCAUCUGCGUGUCGACGCCGACGGGCUCGACGGCCUACAACCUGGCGGCGGGCGGGUCGCUAUGCCACCCGGAGAACCCCGUGAUGCUGCUGACGUCCAUCUGCGCGCACACGCUGUCCUUUCGGCCCAUCAUCCUGCCCGACACGAUUGUGCUGCGGGUCGGCGUGCCGUACGACGCGCGCACGUCAUCCUGGGCGAGCUUUGACGGGCGCGAGCGCGUCGAGCUGCGGCCCGGCGACUACGUCACCAUCAGCGCCAGCCGGUACCCGUUUGCGUCGGUGCAGGCCGAGGGCAGGCGCAGCGAGGACUGGAUCAACAGCAUCAGCGGCAAGCUGGGCUGGAACACGAGGCAGAAGCAGAAGGGGUACAAGGAAUGGGCGGACUGA
This is a messenger RNA of Hirsutella rhossiliensis, 1704 nucleotides long. Its product is annotated as ATP-NAD kinase domain-containing protein. Gene Ontology annotation, molecular function: NAD+ kinase activity. The record is from RefSeq and is a predicted model, not a curated record. The transcript has 3 exons. Bases 1 to 1704 code for a protein of 567 amino acids. Gene Ontology annotation, biological process: NAD+ metabolic process; NADP+ biosynthetic process. Lineage: Eukaryota; Fungi; Ascomycota; Sordariomycetes; Hypocreales; Ophiocordycipitaceae.